Molecule: messenger RNA, 909 nt
Organism: Mixia osmundae IAM 14324
Lineage: Eukaryota; Fungi; Basidiomycota; Mixiomycetes; Mixiales; Mixiaceae
Exons: 3
Coding region: 1-909 (302 amino acids)
Source: RefSeq, a predicted model, not a curated record
AUGCAGACAGACCCGCCUGCUACGACGACGACGUACUAUGCCGGCUAUGGCUACCAUCAGCCCUUCAUGCCCUACAAGAUCGCGUCACCCUGCGCGACCCAGGCGAUGGCCGUCUCGCCUCCGCGGAGUGUCUCUUACCCCGGACCGACGUUCGCUUCACCCAAGACGGACAGGAAGAGACGCACCUCAGAUCGUAGAACACUCUCCCCUUCGCCUUCGCUGUCAGACAGAAUGGACUUCUCCGUCUAUCCUGACCGCUCGCCUCGGUCGCCCUCGCCUUCGCCCAAGCUGGGACCUACCAAGCGUGCCAGAACAGGCAGACCAUUGUCGCCGAUCCAGCCGAUCAUGGAGAUGUCGGAAGAUACCCACGCACCUGCAGCUUACAGGCAAAUCUACGCGACGCAGAAGCAAGAGGCGUUCGCGGAGCAGCCUAGCUACUUCCAAACAUUCGCAAUGACGCCAGACGGCAUGCCCCUCUGUCAUUCCUGUCAGCGCCAGCCUGCCGUCACGCCUGGUGCGUCGACGCUCCAGCCUAGCGUCUGUCAAUCUUGCCAGCGUCCCACUUGCCUCAUCUGUCGCCGCAUCUGUGGCGAUCUCGAGCCCGGCGUAGAUCCGAUCGCAAAAGCGCGUCACAUGCUCUCAAAGCCAGAGCCAGCUAAUCCCGCCUCGCCUGGUAUACCGGGCAUGCGCGCUCUUGGUCAAGGCGAUGGCUUCGGAAUUGGCGCAAUGGACGAGGACGAUGAUGAUGAAGAAGAAGACUCGUGUUGCAUGAUCAAUCCGAACGAGUACCGCAAUAGAGACCGCCCAGCUCGUCGAGGUUGUGGACGGUCUAUCUGCCGCCAUUGCACCGGCGAAGCGGAUGGCUACCAUCUCAAACAUCUCUGCGGAGGUUGCCGUGUUGGUCUGUGA